Messenger RNA from Xenopus laevis (African clawed frog), 1278 nucleotides. RefSeq names its product BarH like homeobox 2 S homeolog (gene barhl2.S). Gene Ontology annotation, biological process: regulation of transcription by RNA polymerase II; regulation of DNA-templated transcription. Gene Ontology annotation, cellular component: nucleus. Gene Ontology annotation, molecular function: DNA binding; DNA-binding transcription factor activity, RNA polymerase II-specific; RNA polymerase II transcription regulatory region sequence-specific DNA binding. Lineage: Eukaryota; Metazoa; Chordata; Amphibia; Anura; Pipidae. The record is from RefSeq and is marked provisional.
GGGGGAGAAGCGAUUAGAGAACCUGCCCCGACAGGAUUGGUAUGACUUGUGCUUGAAUGGGAAGCAGCAUGGAAGGAUCCAGCUUUGGGAUAGACACAAUUUUGUCCAACGCCGGCGCAGUCAGUCCCGGCAUGCUCACUGGUGACUUUAGGGAUGUCAGGGCUACGGAUUUUAGAGGCCAGGGACCCCUGUCACCUGAUUCGGAGAUAGACUCUGUGGGGAGCUCCCCAUCCUCGCCCAUAUCAGUCACUAUGGAACCGGUAGAUCAGCACCGGCUAGUGGACAGCGUCCAUCACUCAGCGCAGCACUUGCAGCACCUGCACCCCAGUCAUCAGCAGCAUCAGCAGCAGCAGCAAUCUCCCCAGCAGCAACUGCCUCCCCAGCACGGCUCUGCCCCCAGGACUUCUACCUCUUCCUUUCUAAUUAAAGACAUUUUGGGGGACAGCAAACCCUUGGCUGCCUGCGCCCCAUACAGCACAACCGUUCCCUCUCCUCAUCACACUCCCAAACUGGAAGGCAAUGGCUCUUCGGAAACUUUCCGGCCCAAACUAGAACAGGAGAUGCAAGAUGCCAAAGGGAAGGUAGACAAGAUCCGGGAAGACUUGCAUACAGACUUCAAAGGGCACGGCACUAAAGAAGAGGGCGAUCGGGAAAUUACAAGCAGCCGGGAGAGCCCCCCAGUACGAUCCAAAAAGCCCAGGAAAGCCAGGACAGCCUUCUCAGACAAUCAGCUCAACCAGCUGGAGAGAAGCUUUGAGCGACAGAAGUAUCUCAGCGUUCAGGAUCGCAUGGACUUGGCAGCAGCCCUCAACCUGACAGACACGCAGGUCAAAACGUGGUACCAGAACAGGAGGACCAAGUGGAAGAGGCAAACUGCGGUUGGAUUGGAGUUACUAGCCGAAGCCGGCAAUUAUUCAGCCCUGCAGAGAAUGUUCCCAUCACCCUAUUUCUAUCACCCGAGUCUUCUGAGCAGUAUGGACAGUACCACAGCGGCUGCAGCAGCCGCAGCAAUGUACAGCAGUAUGUACAGGACUCCCCCUGCCCCCCACCCACAACUACAGAGACCCUUGGUCCCCAGGGUACUUAUCCAUGGUCUGGGCCCAGGGGGGCAACCAGCUCUGAACCCUCUUGGAAACCCAAUCCCAGGUACCCCUCUCACCCGGUGAAACACUAUCUAUUUACCGAAGCAGCACAGAGUCACCAUUGCAGUACUCCAAAAAAAAGGACAUCAGAACCGGAGACAGAUGAGCUUAGUGAUGGGAGAGAGACAGAGGAUCC